AUGAAAUCAGGCCUUCUCCUCCUGGGGCUCCUCGCCCUCUGGGCUGACCUGACACCUGCCUCUGGGCAGCUCCAUGAAGCUAACGCCAUCUGCAAUCUCCCUGCGGAACCCGGCCCAUGUUUAGCCUACAUGCCCAGAUACUUCUACAACUCGGCCACCAAGAGGUGUGAGGAGUUCAUUUACGGCGGCUGCCAGGGCAAUGCGAACAGGUUUUCCAAUAUGGACGAAUGUCUCAAGACCUGUGGAAGCUCAGUGAAAACGGGCAAGUGCCCCACUCCCAUCAACGGGGGGGCUGCGAACUGCGAUAACUUCUGCUCCACGGACGCUGACUGUCCCGGAUCUGAGCGCUGCUGCAGUAACGGCUGUGGGACGGAGUGCAGACUCCCCAUAGGAGUAAACCCAGGGUACUGCCCGAAGGUCAAACCCGGCACGGUGACAAUCUGCCUCGUGGAAUGCAAUAACGACAGGGAAUGUGGAGCGGGCAGCAAGUGCUGCAGCCGGGGAUGCCACGUGCACUGCGCACGGGCGGUGCCAGCCCAACCCGGCACCUGCCCCAAGAGAAGAGUGCUGCAGACGUUCGCGCCGUGUGAGAAUAAGUGCAGUGAUGACAGGGACUGUCCCACCAGGCAGAAAUGCUGCUUUACUGGCUGUGGCCUCGGCUGUCUUGCUCCCCAGACUAACGCGAUCUGCAAUCUCCCUGCGGAACCUGGCCCAUGUUUCACCUACAGCCGCAACUACUUCUACAACUCGGCCACCAAGACCUGUGAGGAGUUCGUUUAUGGCGGCUGUCAGGGCAAUGCGAACAGGUUUGACACUAUGUUCAGGUGCCUCAAGACCUGUGGCAGCUCAGCUAAAAAGCUCUGCCAGCUCCCUGUGGAGCCUGGCCCGUGUCAGGCCUACAUGACCCGCUACUUCUACAACUCGGUCACCAAGAAAUGUGAGGAGUUCAGGUACGGUGGCUGCCAGGGCAACGAGAACAGGUUUGCCUCUGAAGUCGAAUGUCUCAAGACAUGUGGACAGCCUGAGAUCUGCAAGCUCCCUAUGGAACCCGGCCCAUGUUUUACCUACGUGCCCAGCUACUUCUACAACUCGGUCACCAAGAGGUGCAAGGAGUUCAUUUAUGGCGGCUGCCAGGGCAAUGCGAACAGGUUUCCCAAUAUGGACGAAUGUCUCAAGACCUGUGGAAGCUCAGAUGUAGAGAUCUGCCAGCUCCCUGUGCAGCCUGGCCCGUGUCAGGCCUACACGACCCGGUACUUCUACAACUCGGCCACCAAGAAGUGUGAGGAGUUCAGGUACGGUGGCUGCCAGGGCAACGAGAACAGGUUUGCUACCAAAGACGAAUGUUUCCAGACAUGUGGACGCCCAGUUAAAGAGGUCUGCAAGCUCCCUGUGGAUGCUGGCUCAUGUUUUUCCUACAUGACCCGCUACUUCUACAACUCGGUCACCGACAGCUGUGAGGAGUUUGUUUAUGGCGGCUGCGAGGGCAAUGGGAACAGGUUUGCCAGUAAAAAUGAAUGUCUCAAGGCCUGUGGCAGCCCAGAUAUAAAUAUCUGCCAGCUCCCUAUGCAGCCUGGCCCAUGUCAGGCCUACGUGUCCCGCUACUUCUACAACUUGGUCACCAAGAAAUGUGAGAAGUUCAGGUAUGGCGGCUGCCAGGGCAAUGAGAACAGGUUUGCCACCAAAGAUGAAUGUGUCGAGACCUGUGUGCGACCAGUUAAUGCCGUUUGCAAACUCCCUGUGGACUCUGGCUCAUGUUUUUCCUACGAGACCCGCUACUUCUACGACUCGGUCACCAAGAAGUGUGGGGCGUUCACUUACGGCGGCUGCGAGGGCAAUGGGAACAGGUUUGCCUCCAUCGACGAAUGUCUCAGGACCUGCGGAAGCGCAGAGAAACCCGGGUUCUGCCCCAAGACAACCGGAGGGCUCUGCAUUCUGGGAUGCAACGAUGAUGACGACUGUGCUGGAGCAGAAAAGUGCUGCAGUAAUGGGUGUGGCCGGACUUGCCAAACCCCACAGCAGGGCCGACGAGAGCGUGACCGCGAAGAGCCGAGAGCGUGA
Molecule: messenger RNA, 2058 nt
Organism: Emys orbicularis (European pond turtle)
Lineage: Eukaryota; Metazoa; Chordata; Testudines; Emydidae
Product: papilin-like
Exons: 15
Coding region: 1-2058 (685 amino acids)
Biological process (GO): negative regulation of peptidase activity
Cellular component (GO): extracellular region
Molecular function (GO): serine-type endopeptidase inhibitor activity
Source: RefSeq, a predicted model, not a curated record